Talpa occidentalis (Iberian mole) is the source of this 6957-nucleotide messenger RNA. RefSeq names its product piezo-type mechanosensitive ion channel component 2-like. The transcript is spliced from 41 exons. Bases 1 to 6510 code for a protein of 2169 amino acids. The record is from RefSeq and is a predicted model, not a curated record. NCBI's taxonomy places the organism in Eukaryota, Metazoa, Chordata, Mammalia, Eulipotyphla, Talpidae.
AUGGCGUGGAGUCUCUAUGCGUUUUUGUUUUGGCUGCUGCUGCGGCAGCAGGUCCUGGAGAGGCAGAUGCUGACAGAGGUGAAGGAAGAGGCGCCGAAGGAAGAGGCGCCGCAGGAAGAGGUCGAGGAAGCCAGUGCACCCAGCAGUGCCCUGGCAGGUCUCCUGGGCUCCUUCCUCAAGGGUCUCCUGGUCAAGUACUGGAUCUUCAUCUGUGCAACCAUGUUUUUCGUCGUCAGCUUCGACGGCAAGGUGGCGGUGUACAAGAUCAUCUACAUCUUCCUCUUUCUGUCCUGGGUGGCCUUGUACCAGAUGCACUAUGACUCAUGGAGAAGGAUCCUGAAGUUCUUCUGGAUGGCCAUGGUCUCUUACUCAAUGGUGGUCCUCGUCGCUAUCUACACUUACCAGUUUCAAAUUGUUGCUGGAUUUUUCAACCAAACCCUGGGGCUCAGUGAAGAGGGGCUCCGAGACGUGGGCCUGGAACGGUUUGACACGGUGGAGCUGUUUGCUAAGAUCCUGCUGCCCGCGACCUUCCUGCUGGCCUGCAUCCUUCAGCUACACUACUUCAAUGAGGACUUCCUGAGGACCACCAGUCUCCUUAACAGCCCCGAGAGGUGGAAGGACUUGGCUGACAGCAACACGGUGGAAACCCAUGUGCGGCUGCUGUCAGACAUGCUUAAGGUCACGCUUCGUAAACUUCGGAAGAGCGCAGGACCCAGCGGGGAAAAGGCAGGUGAGGACUCUGUGGACAGAGCAGACAGGCCCGCGCAGGGAGACGAGACGCCGGUGGUGGAGGACGAGGCGCCGGAGGGAAGCGUGCCAGCAGACGAGAAAAUUCGUGAUUGGGAUUUGGUGAUAGACAAGCUGACCGCUGGUUUUCUGAAGCUUCUAGAAAUAGUUAAUGGAACUCAAGUACUUCUAUGGCGCAUUCUGGAAAUACAUGUCGUCAAGCUGGUGUCCCCCGUGAUCAUCUGGUUCACGCUGCAGGAGGUUUCCCUGAUGAACUCCCUGUUCUAUGUCUGCUGGGUGGCAGCCCUGCCCUACUCCACGCUGCGCCCCUACGCGUCCCACUUCUGCACCGUGUGGGCGUGCGUGAUGGUGAUCUGUAAGAUGAUGUACCAGCUGAAAUCCGUCGUGCCCGCCUCCUACUCGUCCAACUGCACCGAGGUGUGGCCAGGAAACAGCGGGCCCUCAGGGGCCCGGCUUGCUGAGGGGCUGAGCCCCUCCCCGCAGCUGGUGGACCCAGCUGAGUGGCUCGGAGGACUGAGGAAGUGCGACGGUGCAGUGCUGCCCUGCCUGAAGGCCGAGCUCAUCAUCUUGGCCCUCAUGACGCUGGAGGUGACCGUGAGCCGGCAUCAGAGGUUGCACCGGCUCCGGAAGCAGCUGCUGGAGCCCUUCACCAGCACCCUCAUGGACUCAGUCACGCGGGCACAGCUUGACGAGGGGCUCCUGAGCGCCCUGAAGUACUUCAUCAACUAUGGAUUUUAUAAGUUUGGGCUCGAGCUGUGUUUGCUGGCCGCCCUCAACGCCAUAGGACAGCGCAUGGACUUCUACUCCCUCGUCCAUGUCAUCUGGCUGAUUUAUUUGCUGAAUCUUCGACGGAGAAAAGCCAUUGCUGAGAUAUGGCCCCGCUACUGUGGUUUUCUCGUCACCCUCGCCAUCUUUCAGUAUUUUCUGUGCCUCGGGAUGCCGCCUGCUUUCUGCACAGAUGACUUCCUGCUUCUCCUCGCCGCCUCCCUGCAGUGGCAGGUGUUUGAGGAUGAGAACAAGCUGUGGAUGAGAGUGAGGGCCGGGGACAACAUGGAGAUCAGCCGGGAGCUAAGGCCGGAAGACCUGACCCAGCUCUGCCCUGUGCCCAACUUCGUCUUCUGCCGGUCCUACCUGGACAUGGUGAAAGUCGCAAUCUUCCGCUACCACUUCUGGCUGGUGCUUGGCCUGCUGUUUCUUGCGGGAACGACACGGAUCAACAUCUUGGGUGCCGGGUACCUGGUGGCCUUUGGUUAUUUCAUGAUGCAAGGAAGUCACCUCCUCCUGAAGCCCGUGAAGUUCAUUCUCCGGCCGUGGGAUCGCCUGAUCGCCUACUCGGUGCUGGUGGUAGCUGCGAAGACUUUCCUGUCGGUUGGCGCGUGUGUCUACCUGGAGACCUUGCUUGUCUCCCACUGCUGGCUGGUCCACAGUUUCGGCAUGUACUGCACGGUGCGAGGAUACCACUUAGCCCUCCCUGAGGACGAGGCCUGUGAAGUCCCAGAGAAGGAAGCAGGGAUUCUUUGGGACACUGUGUGUUUCGCCUUUCUGCUCGUGCAGCGACGCAUCUUCCUGAGCUAUUACCACCUUUACGUGGUUGCCGAUCAGGUGGCCGCCAAAGCAGUAGCGCACAGGGGCGCUGAGAUACUGGAGCAGUCGCAAAGCAAGGCGCUGGCGCUCUCUGCGGAGGAAGAGAUCAAGUCCCGGCUGGUCCUCAGGAAACAGAUGGAUAAAAUCAAAGAGAAGCAAAAGAAAAUCGAGGCCCGGCAGCAAGCCUGCAGGAGUCCGGAGGCCCCCGCGAGCGGUGUGGAGGCCACGGGGCGCGUGUGCGAGGGAGAUGACCUCCAUAAGAUGGACGAUGAAGAGGCGAAAAAGUGGUGGCAGCCCUGGGUGAAGCAUCCUUCCAUGGUCCAGGAGGGCAGCUACAGCCUCUUUGAGACGGACAGCGAGGAGGAAGAGGCGGAAGGAAGCCAGGGAGAAAUGAAAGAUCUUCGGCCAAAGCCCAAGACAGCUUUCCAGCUCGCACACGACGCGUGGACCAACAGCUCCCAGUCUGCUCUCAGGAUGAGGCGGCGGGACGAAGGAGAGAUGGAGAGGGACGAGCAGGACCAGGACCAGCGGCGCCGCGGUGGAGGCAGCGUCGACGGCAGAACGGGAGGUGAGAGCCUGGCAGCUUGUGAGCCUGAUGUUGAGGCAGGAGCAGAGGAUUCAGAUGAACCUGCAGAAAGCAAAACCCGGAGGCUCCUCGCCAUGGCGCAGUUCUCCUGGGUGCUGGGGAAGGUGCUGAUGGAUGAUAUCAUCGAGGCCCUGGGCAACAUGUGCAGGGACAGCACCAUGGUGGCCAUGGCCUUGAGGGAGGAGCGCUUUGUGUGGUGGCGAACUAUUAGCAAGGGGAAACCGGCCAGCGUGGGCAGCCACGCCCUGCUGCAGGAGGCCCCCCAGGCAGCCCCGGCCAGGAGGGAAGAGGGGCUGGCCGAGGGGCCAAGUAGCAAAAAGCCACCUGGGUCCCAGGAGCCCCACCAGGAAGACACCCCACUGCUGCAGGAAAUGGAGAGCAAAACGGCUGCGGAAGACCAAGGCGGAAGCCCCCGCGGUCUCGGCCCAGAGGCGCCCCUGAUGCUGGCAGCAGGCUGCCCUCCACUCCCGGGAGCCUCCCUGCCCCAGGAGGACCGCAGGAAGCACCGGGACCCUGAGCUGGAGCAAUCAGACAGGUUUUACCGGAAACUGCCGCGCCCGGUCAGGCUGGUCUUUGCUUUGUACCAGGUGGCCGAGUCCAGGUCGCUGCUGCUGUGCUACUGCGCCAUCAUUCUGAAUCACACGCUCUCGGCGUCGAUUCUCACCAUGGUUCUCCCCAUGCUGUCCUUCCUGUGGGCCAUGCUUUCCAUCCCCAGGCCCUCCAGACGGUUCUGGAUGGCAGCCACCUACUACACAAAGGCCACCAUCGUGGUGAAGUAUUUUUCGCAGUUUGGAUUCCUGCCCUGGACCACAAAGCGGUACGCCGGCAUCAGCAGGGAGAAGCCGUUCUCCCUGCCCAACAUCAUGGGGAUCGAGAAGAAGGACAGCUACGUCCUGUGUGACCUCCUGCAGCUGCUGCUCCUGUUCUUCCACCGCUCCACCAUGAAGGGCAUAGGGCUAUGGGACCAUCAGCCAUCUAAGCAGCAGCCCAAAAGCAAGGGGAAGAAAAAGAGCAGGAGGAAGGGGAGAAAAGCCAGUCGAGGGGCUCCAGGCAGCAGCUUCCCCCAGAGAGCGGCCAAGCUGGACCUCUCCUCCCAGGAGCGCGCAGGCCACCGAUGGGCCUUCUGGAAGGGCUGGCGAGGAGCAGGAAGUAGAGGGGGUCCCAAAGACCCAGGACCCAAGAAGGGACACAGCUUCCGCAGGAAGUUGCGAGUCAUACGGAAGAAAUUCACCAGAAAGAUGCUGAAGAAGCUGCUGGAGAAAGCCAGGAAGCUGGCCAUCAGCAGGGCCCUCCAGAUCUACCGCCCCAUCCGCCAGUUCUUCUACCACCUCACUCACCCCCAGGUCACCUCCACGUGUGACGUGUACGCCAUCACGUUUCUGGUGGAGGCGCUCAACUUUGCCAUCAUCCUCUGUGGGUACGGGUCCUUUGGGAAAUCCUCAGGUGCGGACUUGGCUGAGUCCCUCUCAGAGGACAAGGUGCCCGAAGCCUUCCUGUCGAUGGUGCUGCUCCAGUUCGGCACCAUGAUCGUGGACCGGGCGCUCUACCUGCGCAAGACGCUGUUCGGGAAGUGCGUGUUCCAGGUGGCGCUGGUCGUGGGCAUCCACUUCUGGCUCUUCUUCAUCCUGCCGGGCAUCACCGAGAGGAGAUUUAAUUUCAACCUUGUGGCUCAGAUCUGGUACCUGGUGAAAUGCAUCUAUUUUGGCCUGUCCGCCUACCAGAUCAAGUGCGGCUACCCAGGCCAGAUCCUUGGCAACUUCCUGGCCAAAAACUUCAACCUCAUCAGCCUCCUCUUGUUCACAGGGUUCCGCUUCAUCCCCUUCCUCCUGGAGCUGAGGGCUGUCAUAGGCUGGGUGUGGACUGACACUGCCCUGAGCCUGUCCAACUGGAUAUGCCUGGAGGACAUAUAUGCCAACGUCUUCAUCAUGAAAUGCUGGCAGGAGUCUGCGAAGAAAUACCCACAGCCUCCUGGGCGGAAGAAGAAGAAGGUUGUGAAAUACGGAGUCGGGGGCGUCAUCACAUUUGCCCUGGUCUUCCUCAUGUGGUUCCCUCUGGUUUUCAUGUCCCUGCUGAAGACAGUAGGCGGAGUGACCAACCAGCCCCUGGACGUGUCUAUCAAGAUCGCCAUCAACGGUUACGAGGUGGCUGGACAUCGCCAGCUUCCUGAGCAUGCCCUGCCUUACUUCCAGACCCUGUUCACUAUGAGUUCCCAGGACCAGAACCUGGCCCCCUUCUCCGACGCGGACUACGACCAGCUGACCCAGCAAUACGCCCUCCACCCUUCCGCCAUGCAGUUCCUAGCAGACUACAGGCCCGAGGACAUCGUUCUCAUCAAGAUCAAAAGUCACGCCAGUCUGCUUUGGGGAAUCAGCCCCGCCAACAGGGAAGCCAUGGUCAAGGAGCUGACCAACGCCACCACUAUCCACAUCACCACCUCCUGGACCAUUCAGAGCUCGGCGCUCGGCCGCCAUGAGGCGCGGCGCCCGGGUCGUCACAGCCGCGGCCCCGCGCCCGAGGGACGUCACCAGCCGCCGUCGCGCGUCGCACGUCGGGCCCGAGGCCUUCCCGGCAGCCUCUGCGAGGACCGGAAGAGGCGGGGCCGAGGCCCCAGAGGCCGCCCCUUCCGGCGCGGCGCCCACGUGCGGCGCUGCCCGGCCGGCGAGGUCCGGGUGGGGUUGGGGCCGGGGCCGAGGCCAGGGGCGGGUGCGCCCUGGCGAAGCGCUUCUGCCUCCCCCGACGGCAGGAACGUGUCCCUGGUCGAGAACGUGGAAGCCUCGGGCGACCGCACAGUGCAUUACACAGACAAGGAGACGCGCGACCAUCUGGUGCAGAUGCUGACCCACGCCCGGACGGAGCCUGUAAUGCUCCGUGGACUGAUCCCCAAAGUACUCAGGACUACAGCAGGGACAGAAGCAAAGAUUGCCCGCCAGCUGAAUGUCGCCCACUCCCAGAGGCCCAAGGACGUGGACCAGCUGGCCUUCUUCCGCAACAUCACGGUGCGGCUACAAGGGCUCAAGGCUGCGGAGGCCGAGUGGUGGGUGGUCCAGGAAUGGAGGCCAAACUGUAACCAGGGUCAGGGCUGUAGCCAGGACCUGGAGCUGCUCGUCUGCAGUGACAAAGUCAGCCCCCAGAGCCUGGGCUUCCUGGCAGGAUAUGGCAUCGUCGGGCUGUAUGUGUCGGUGGUGAUGGUGGCGGCCAAGAUGAUCCGGGAGCAGUUCCUGGGCAUCUCCCGCUCCAUCAUGUACGAAGAGCUGCCCAACGUGGACCGUGUGUACCGGCUCUGCACCGACAUCUUCCUGGUGCGUGAGCUGGGCGAGCUGGAGCUGGAGCAGCAGCUCUUCGCCAAGCUCAUCUUCCUCUACCGCUCACCGGAGACCAUGAUCAAGUGGACCCGGGAGUGCCUACCUGCCCCUCCUCGCCCACCGCCCCCUGACCCUGUUGCUGGGGCUCCGGUGGGGCAGGGGCAAGCAGCUGGCACAUCCGCGGGUCCUGAGGAAAACCAGGCCUUUGGCUCACCCCCGGUUCCCCCGAUGCCGGGCACGCAGGCCAGCCCUGAGCCUGCAGCUGGUCCCCAGCUGGGGCCCAGGCCCUGAGGCUGCCUUUGUGCCCACACAAGGGAGACUCAGUUCAUCCCCUGCUCCUUGACCCUGCAUCCUGCGGCCCCCUGGCGGAGGGGGGUGCGGACAGUGCCAGCUGUGCAGAGAAGGAGCCAGAGCACCUCUGUGACCUCUGCCCUCCUCCAGGGCAUGUAGCAGGGAAGCUGGUGAGAGCUGCCUAUUGCAAGGCCAUUAAGCAAGCUAAUGACCCAUGAAGGCUCCUGGGCCCUCCGGACGGCCCCCCUCGGCUCACGGAGCCCGCUGUCUCCUGUGCAUUUGGCCGUUAACCACUGAGCGUCUCGUGACCACUAUUAUUGCUAUUUAACGUGUCCGGCCAUGGUUUCCCCAGAAGCGGCCAGAGCCUCGGAGCCGCUUCUUGCUUUUCCGGCUCAGCCAGGGCUGCGCACACAGCAGGCAGUUAAUAAAUAUUUGCUUGAGACCAAG